CGCUUAUGAAAUGAUCAAGAAGUUUUCUAAUGUUAAAUUUUCUUGUGGCAACAUCCAGCUUUCAAGAAAUUCAGUAAGUAUAUUUACUACUUUUAUUUUAUAAAUUGUGGAUAGGCAACACUGGUUUUGCGAAGAAACAUAACAGUUUCUAUAUAUUUCUGACGCAAAUUGAGUGGGAAGAAGAAGUAAGUUGGUGGUUUAUUUGAAUUUUGUAUGUUAUUUCGUUUAUUCCUUGGAAAUGGAUGACUUAACACCUGUUGCAAAGCGGCAAAAGAGGAUAAAAAAUUUCACAGCGGGUGAAAAACGAGAACUAAUUAAAGCAGUGGAAGAAUGGCCCCGAAUAUGGGACAUAACAAACGUUAUGCAUUCAAAUAAAAAUGCUGUGGAGCAGGCCUGGUUGCACAUAAGCAAUUCCGUUGGCAAAACUGUUAGUGAGUGCAAAGCUGGAUGGAUUAGCUUACGGGAGAGCUAUCGCUAUCACGCCAAAGUGGCCCGCAAGCAUAAAAGUGGUAGCGCAGGUGGAGAAACCCUGGAGGAGCCUUUUUUUUCAGACGCGAUUGAUUGGGAAUUUGCUGAAGAAAUGGCAUUUUUACCAAAUACAUCACACAAAAGAACAACUUUCACAAGUCCAACGUUUGAAGAUUUUGAUUCAUCUUCUCCGAUCAAUAGAGCGAAUGAGGAGGUGUUAAGUGUUCCGCAAUAUGAUUAUAAUCCAACACCCACCACAAGUAGUCGUACGUUUCGCGGAAGCCAAAAUGACGAGGCAUGGAAUCGGUUCAACAACAUUUUAAAGAAGCAAGAAGAUUUGGUAGCAGCAAAGAACAACUCAUCAUAUGCACAAGUUUUGAGUGGUUGUUGAAUAAACUUCCACGGUCAGUUGGUGAUGAUAUGUGUAUGGAAUUUUACAGUAUGCUGUUACAGAAAGUUAAUGAACUUAAAUCAAAAAAUUAAAAUAAAUAUCUUUUUAUACUCACUUAUCUUCUGAUUAGUUAUGAAAUAAAUAAACUCGAAAUUUGGAAACAUCAAACUUCUUUUUAUAAAAAACAUA
Molecule: messenger RNA, 1048 nt
Organism: Bactrocera dorsalis (oriental fruit fly)
Lineage: Eukaryota; Metazoa; Arthropoda; Insecta; Diptera; Tephritidae
Exons: 4
Coding region: 239-859 (206 amino acids)
Source: RefSeq, a predicted model, not a curated record